This is a messenger RNA of Aspergillus fischeri NRRL 181, 576 nucleotides long. RefSeq names its product Yippee putative zinc-binding protein. The coding region runs from base 1 to 576 and encodes 191 amino acids. The transcript has 2 exons. The record is from RefSeq and is a predicted model, not a curated record. Lineage: Eukaryota; Fungi; Ascomycota; Eurotiomycetes; Eurotiales; Aspergillaceae.
AUGAAAGCAGAUACUCAUGGUAAUGGAAACAAUAGAUAUCUUACUCGGCAUGUGUCAUGUCUCCGCUGUUCAAAAUGUGGAGCCGAGUUAUGCCUCAAGGCCCAAAUCAUCAGCAAAGGGUUUACUGGUCGUCAUGGCCGCGCAUACCUCGUCUCUGCAGAGCCUACCGCCAGUGCUGUUUCUAUGAGCGGGUCGAUUUCGCAGGCUGAAUCGCUGCCCAACACUGUGAUGCAGAGACCAGUUCCACGCCAAUAUGUCACCGGACUUCAUACGGUCUGCGACAUCAGUUGUGCAUUCUGCGGUAGUGUGCUCGGCUGGAAGUAUGUCUCCGCCGAGGAAGAGUCCCAGCGAUAUAAGGUCGGAAAGUUUAUCUUGGAAACAAAACGAAUAGCUAUGUCGUCAUCAUGGGAGUCACCGUGCAAUACUAAUCAGCCUGUAUCGCCUGGCCACCUGAGCCCUGGGCCCUCGGAAAACAUGAACCGUGAUGAGCACAUCGAGUUUGACAGCCAGGAUGAGGAUGACGACGGUUGUAUUAGCUGUCUAGAAGCGUUGGACCAAGCGCAUAUGUCAGAUUAG